Messenger RNA from Menidia menidia (Atlantic silverside), 1008 nucleotides. The record is from the annotation of a GenBank genome assembly. Lineage: Eukaryota; Metazoa; Chordata; Actinopteri; Atheriniformes; Atherinopsidae.
AUGGCAGAAUGUCAGGCACAGGGCUCUGUUGUCACCUCUUGGCUCUUCCUUCUUUCAGGAAUGCUUUCAGAGGAGUUUAUUCGUGGGUUGCUUUAUCUGUCGCUCACAGUCGUGGGGGUUCCAGGUAAUGUUACUGUCAUCAUGGCGUUCCUCAUCAUGAUCUACAAAGAGAAGCGACUUCUUGCGGCUGACGCCAUCAUCCUGCACCUGGCCUGCGCCAACCUGCUGGUGGUGUCUGUGCGCUGUCUGCUGGAGACCCUGGCCUCGUUCCAUCUGGCCGACGUCUUUGGAGACGUCGGCUGCAAAGCAAUGAUCUUCGUCUUCCGAACGUCCCGCGCCCUGUCCAUCUGGCUCACCUUCCUCCUGAGCGCUUACCAGUGUCUGAGCAUCGCCCCUCCAGGAUCGUGGUGGGCCGCUGCCCGUGCCAUAUUGGCGCAAUAUUUAGUCUUUGUCUUUCUUUUCCUCUGGGUCCUAAACACCAGCAUGAGCUCAGCUGCCAUUUUGUUCACUUUCGGCACCAAAACCAACUCCAGUUUACCCCAAAACACGGUUAAUGUCAAAUUCUGCUACGUGAACUUCCCUACAAAAUUGUCCAAGGAUGCGAAUGGGGGAGCGCAACUUGGUCGAGAUGUGGUGCCAAUGGCCCUGAUGACUCUGGCCAGCCUGGUGAUCCUCGUCCUCCUCUACAAACACAGCCAGCAUGUGAGAGGGCUCAGGAGUGGCGGUGGGGCAGGCGGGGGGAGUGGUGGGGCCGAGCAGCGAGCUGCCAAAGUUGUAGUGGUGCUUGUGACUGUGUACGUGAUCCUCUACGGGGUUGACAACGGGCUGUGGGUUUACACCCUAACUGUGAGGAAGACAAUGCCUUCCUCGCUGAUCUCUGACUUGCGCGCAUUCUUUGCCUCUCUGUAUGCAGCGCUGAGCCCUCUGGUCAUCAUUGUGUCAAACAGGAAGGUGAAAAGCACUCUGAGGUUUGCAGCACAGAGGAAGUCUGUCCUGGAGAAAAACUAG